CCAGGUCUCGCUAUACCGGUUCGUUUGGAUCCCGAUCAUGAGAAACCCACGCAGAAUUCUUCACACGAUAAUACAACUAUUCCAGACACGAAUUUGUACCAUAUCCCAGAUCACCUGAAGACUCAAAGGCUCAACCUACAGGACUUCGAUCCGCAGGAAUUACACUUGGACAGUGACCUGCAUCAUCUGAGGACUAACGAUGAAUUCCUUCCGUUCAUCGCCGCCAUACCAGAUCUCAAGAAUCUUAGUGUCAUCGAUGCGUACGGUACUUGCGAAUAUAGUGAGCAGGAGUUAUUCUCUUUCCGCUAUCAUGCAGAUUCUAGUUGGGUCAAGGAGCCUCUCAGCUUUGAGGCCAUACAGCCGAUCCGAGAGGCAUGGCAGCGAUUUGUCAAACACGGAUUGAUUUCCUGGCAAGCUGUCAAACAAAAAUUCGACGGUCGAGGUAUUGUCAUCGUCGGCGGCGGUACUGAGAGUUCAAAGCGCAUUCAGGUCAUCUUACGCGCAUUGAAAGGAUAUGACACGUCACUGCCAGUCGAGAUCAGCUAUUUUGGAGAUGAGAUGGACGAUUCCACCAUGCAGCAACUGACAGCUAUUUACGGUCACGAGAGGCUAUUCUUCAAUGAUCUCUCUCAGGCUGACCAGACAUGGAGAACAUACAAGAGUUUGAUGGAGAACUAUCAGCUCAAGACAGCCGGCAUCAUCAACGCGCGCUUCUCCGAGAUAUUACUGCUCGACUCGGAUAACAUUCCCACCUCUGACCCAGCGACUCUAUUCGAAAGCAACACAUACAAAGAAUACGGCAGCGUCUUUUGGCCGGAUCAUCCACGUACACGAAGAGAACAUCCCGCAUGGGCUAUCUUCAAUACGCCAUGUCGUCGCGACGAGUACGAGUUCGAGACCGGGCAGCUUCUCGUCGACAAGCGUAGAUACUUUUAUCAUCUUCAGCUCGCCGCCUGGAUGAACACACAAGAUUACUGGCGCGAGAGACUGUUGGGGGAUAAAGAUCUAUUCCGCUAUGCGUGGCACGGCCUUAAGACAAGAUACGGCACACCAACCAAGUGGCUGACCAGUAUUGGAUUCGUCGUCGAGCAGACAGAUGAUUCUACUGUGGUCACACAUUCGGCCAAGCGUAUCCCGAUCAUGAAGAUGGUGACCAUGGCAGCGGCGUUGCGUUUUCUCCAUGGAGGCUCGCUGAAAACAUUCAGCGCGCCUUUGCUUGCUCGCUUGCGCAAGCUCAAUGGAGGAAUCUUCACGCACUUCAAACGCGUGGCCGCAUCGACCUUGGAAGAUUGGAACAAAGUUGCGUACGAUGUUGGGACAAACCACUGGCACACGGCUCCUUAUUACAACAUUACGCAUAAUCUGGAACCUCAAGAUCUAGUUCUUGAGGACGAUGAUCUCGAUAUGGAUGGAAUCAGUAUCGGCAAAGAUAUGGUGGCAGCACUCGCCUUGACGGAGGAGAUUGCGAACAAGGCCGUGCUCUGUAUGGACUUUGCGCAUGUGGAGGCUCGAGCCAUUAGUGAGCUAGGUAAGGACGCCGAACGAUUCGAGAAGCUGUUCAGGGAAGUAGGAGGAUAUUGGAUGAUUGAGGAUAACUAUCGAGGAUGG
Messenger RNA from Aureobasidium uvarum, 1608 nucleotides. Lineage: Eukaryota; Fungi; Ascomycota; Dothideomycetes; Dothideales; Saccotheciaceae. The record is from the annotation of a GenBank genome assembly.